CACUCUCUCACUCACUGUAUCUCGUCUGCUGACUGAGGUAUUCCUACAAGCACAGACUGGGGCAGCUAGGAAUUACAGUGAGGCAGUUCUCUGUGUUUAUACAUUUUCACUCUCCCAGCUGUCUGUCCUCCUUUGGCUCUUCUCUCAGGAUCCUUUAGCCUGGACGCCAGCGAGCUCUCCCCAGGUCAGACGCUGUGGAUUUGCGGGUCACAGUUAGAUCAUGGAACGUGAAGGAACGGGAGAUGACCAUGGAAACUGGGUCACUGGCAGGCUCUCCUGACUGAUGCCUGUUUGGACCUGGAGUGAUGGGGUGCACCACCAGCACCGUUGUGUUUGACGGACUGCGUACUGUCUUAGAGAGAAACUGUAGUGGCUACAUCUGUAAGGGAGCAGCUGAGCCCAUUGGGCCAUCUGAGGCUGAACGAGCACUGAGUCGGAGAGAGUCGCGUGCUGUGCCAACUCCGCGAGUACUUAAGGUGAAGCCCAAGGUGAUUGAGCCCCUGGACUAUGAAAAUGUGCUGGUGCAGAGGAAGACGCAGAUCCUCAGCGACGUCCUCAGAGACAUGCUGCAGUUCCCCCUGGAGGACUUUGAAAUCUCAACUCUGAGGCGACAUGGGCGAACACUUUACCCAACAGUGCCUGAAAACGCAGAGAGAGAAGCUCAGAGUCUGUUUGUCCAAGAGUGCAUUAAGACCUACAAGUCAGACUGGCACGUUGUCAACUACAAGUAUGAGGACUAUUCUGGAGAUUUUCGACAGCUGCCAAACAAAGUGUCCAGGCCUGAUAAACUGGCGGUCCAUGUGUUUGAAGUGGAUGAAGAUGUUGACAAAGAUGAGGAUACGGCCUCCCUAGGUUCCCAGAAAGGUGGGAUCACCAAACAUGGCUGGCUCUACAAAGGCAACAUGAACAGUGCCAUCAGCGUCACUAUGAGGUCAUUCAAGCGGAGGUAUUUCCAUCUAACCCAGCUGGGAGACGGCUCUUACAACUUAAACUUCUACAAGGACGAGAAAAUCUCCAAGGAGCCUAAAGGAACUAUUUUCUUGGACUCCUGCAUGGGCGUGGUGCAGAACAACAAAGUUCGGAGGUUUGCCUUCGAGCUGAAAAUGCAGGAUAAGAGCACCUACCUGCUGGCUGCAGACGGUGAAGCAGAGAUGGAGGAAUGGAUCAACACCCUCAACAAGAUCUUGCACAGUAGUUUUGAGAUUGCCAUGCAGGAGAAAAGGAAUGGAGACAUUCAUGACGAUGAUGAUCUUGGAAAGUCAGACAGUUCCUCUGGCAGUAUGGACAGCUUUCAGAGCACAAGAGAUAUAGAGUCAAGGAUGAGGAGUGAAACCAGAUUGAAGCUCUUCACCCUGGACCCCGACACCCAGAAACUAGAUUUCUCAGGAAUUGAACCAGACGUAAAGCAGUUUGAGGAGAAGUUUGGCAAGCGUGUUCUGGUGAACUGCAAUGACCUCUCAUUUAAUCUGCAAAGUUGUGUCGCUGAGAAUGAGGAAGGACCAACAACCAAUGUGGAGCCAUUCUACAUCACCCUGUCACUGUUUGACAUCCAGAAUGGCAGAAAGAUUGCCUCUGAUUUUCACGUGGACUUAAAUCACCCAUCAGUCAGAGGGAUGGUGCCCAGCACUAUCAGCCAGUACAUGAACGGAGGUGGGGACACCCACCCAGAGGGGCCACGACUAGUCCACGGGGUGCCUGAAGCAGCCAUGCAGUAUCCCAGACAGGGAGUAUUUUCAGUUACAUGCCCACAUCCUGAUAUCUUCCUGGUGGCUCGUAUAGAAAAGGUGCUUCAGGGAGGAAUCAACCACUGUGCCGAGCCAUACAUGAAGAGUUCAGACUCCACAAAGGUGGCACAGAAGGUCCUGAAAAAUGCCAAGCUGGCAUGUAGUCGCUUAGGACAGUACAGGAUGCCUUUUGCCUGGGCAGCAAGGCCUUUGUUUAAAGACGCUUCAGGGACGCUUGACAAAAGUGCUCGUUUCUCGGCUCUGUACAGACAGGAUAGCAACAAGCUGUCAAAUGAAGAUAUGCUCAAACUGCUGGCCGACUUCAGAAAGCCAGAGAAGAUGGCCAAGCUGCCUGUAAUCCUAGGAAACCUCGAUGUUACCAUCGACAGUGUAGCCCCUGACUUGACAAAUUGUGUUACCUCAUCCUACAUUCCCGUGAAGCAGUUUGAUGUCACUGAGAAGACCAACAUCUUCUUUGAAGUGGAGGAGUUUGUGCCGUGCAUAGCCAAAUGUUCUCAGCCUUUCACCAUCUACAACAAUCACCUCUAUGUCUACCCAAAGCACUUGAAGUACGACAGCCAAAAGUCAUUUGCAAAGGCUAGAAAUAUAGCUGUCUGCAUUGAGUUCAAGGACUCAGAUGAAGACGAGGCUGUUUCACUGAAGUGCAUCUAUGGUCGGCCUGGAGGACCCUUGUUUACCAAAAAUGCCUUCGCUGCAGUAUUACAUCACCAGCAUAACCCUGAGUUUUACGAUGAGUUUAAGAUUGAGCUGCCAACACAACUCCAUGAGAAACACCAUCUGCUCUUCACCUUCUACCAUGUCAGCUGUGACAGCAACAGCAAGGCCAGCACUAAAAAGAGAGAACUGGUUGAGACGCAAGUGGGUUAUGCUUGGCUUCCCUUGCUAAAGGAUGGCCGGGUGAUCAUGAAUGAAAGUCACAUCCCCGUGGCUGCCAACCUGCCUGCUGGGUACCUUAGCUGUCAGGAAGGUGCCAGCAAGCACUCAAGUCCUGAGAUCAAAUGGGUGGAUGGAGGCAAGCCUUUAUUCAAGGUGUCCACUCACCUGGUGUCCACUGUCUACACUCAGGAUCAACAUUUGCACAAUUUCUUUCAUCACUGUCAGAACUUGGCGUCUGCAUCCCAAGUGUCAGGUGGAGAACUGGUCAAAUAUCUGAAGAGUCUUCAUGCCAUGGAGAGUCAUGUGAUGAUCAAGUUCCUGCCCACCACCUUGAAUCAACUCUUUCGAGUGUUAACCAGCGCCACCCAAGAGGACGUGGCAGUAAAUGUCACUAGAGUCAUGAUUCAUAUUGUUGCCCAGUGCCAUGAGGAGGGUUUGGAGCAUUACCUGAGAUCAUAUGUAAAGUAUGUGUUCAAGACUGAGCCGUACACGUCCACCACCACCCGAACAGUCCACGAGGAGCUGGCAAAAGCCAUGACCGCCAUCCUGAAGCCUUCCACUGACUUCCUCACCAGUAACAAGCUGCUCAAGUACUCCUGGUAUUUCUUUGAAGCUCUUGUCAAAUCCAUGGCUCAGUACUUGAUUGAGAGCUGUAAAGUGAAGCUCUCCAGGAACCAGCGUUUCUCUGCCUCCUUCCAUCACACUGUGGAGACUCUGGUCAACAUGAUGAUGCCUCACAUCACUCAGAAAUACAAGGACAACCUGGAUGCCGCCAGGAAUGCCAACCACAGCCUGGCAGUCUUCAUCAAGCGCUGUUUCAACCUGAUGGACAGAGGCUUUGCGUUCAAACAGAUCAACAACUACAUCAACUGUUUUAUGCCUGGAGACCCAAAGACACUGUUCGAGUUCAAGUUUGAGUUCCUGCGUGUUGUGUGUAACCACGAGCACUACGUCCCCUUAAACCUGCCCAUGCCGUUUGGAAAGGGAAGGAUACUGAGAUUUCAAGAUCUCCAACUGGAUUAUUCGCUGACAGACGACUUCUGUAAAAACCACUUCCUGGUCGGGCUGCUCCUCAGGGAGGUGAGUGCAGCUUUGCAGGAGUUCAGGGAAAUUCGUCAGAUAUCCAUCCAUGUGCUGAAGAACCUGAUGAUAAAGCACACAUUUGAUGACCGUUACACCUCUAAAAGCCAGCAGGCCCGGUUGGCCACGCUGUACCUGCCCUUGUUUGGUCUGCUCCAAGAAAAUGUCAACAGGGUGAAUGUGAAGGAAGUUUCUCCUUUCACCGUCAACCACUCCAACAAUAAUGGGAGAGAAGAUUCACUCCUCACCAAUGCUUUGAUGACACCCCCAAGAUCCAGCACAUUUUUGGACACCAGUUUACACAAAGAUGUUUUUGGAGCCAUUUCUGGCACUGCAUCACCUCAUACGUCGUCCACACCCAAUAUUAACUUAGUGCGUCACGCAGACUCUCGUGGCUCCCUCAUCAGCACUGAUUCUGGCAACAGUCUACCUGAGAAAAACGACAAAGGCAACUCCCUCGACAAGACGGACAAGUCUGUACGGAGACACUCUAUCAAUGUCCUGCGCUUCUUUGCGGAGACUGAGGAGUCCAUGCCUUCCAUGCGCUCCAAGCGUGUCACCAUGGACUUCUCCCAGCUCUCUGUCCCCUGUGAACCAGAGCGCCACCCACAGCCCAGCAUUUCACUUCAACCGGCGUCCACUCUGGGCAGCACCCUGCUGCGAUGUGACAAACUGGACCAGGCUGAGAUCAAAAGCCUCCUCAUGUGUUUCCUCCAUGUACUCAAAAGCAUGUCUGAGGAUGCCCUAUUCACAUACUGGAACAAGGCUUCAUCUGCUGAGCUAAUGGAUUUCUUCACUCUAGUGGAAGUGUGCCUUCAUCAGUUCAGAUACAUGGGAAAGCGAUACAUUGCGAGGAACCAGGAUGGGGCAGGACCCGUAGCACAUGAGCGGAAGUCUCAGACUCUGCCUGUGUCCCGUAACAGGGCGGGAAUGAUGCAUGCCCGCUUACAGCAGCUCAGCAGCCUGGAUAAUUCAUACACAUUUAACCACACAUACAGUCACUCCGAUGCAGAUGUGUUAAACCAGUCACUGCUGGAAGCCAACAUCGCUACAGAAGUUUGCUUAACCGUCCUGGACACACUCAGUAUCUUCAUCAUGGGAUUCAAGACACAGUUGUGUUCUGACCACGGCCACAGUCCACUCAUGAAGAAGGUAUUUGAGGUUCAUCUCUGUUUCUUGAAGAUCAACCAAUCAGAAACAGCCCUCAAGCAGGUCUUCACCUCACUACGGACCUUCAUAUACAAGUUUCCCUGCACAUUUUUCGAAGGCCGUGCAGACAUGUGCGCUGCUUUCUGCUAUGAGAUCUUGAAGUGUUGUAACUCCAAGCUGAGCUCCAUACGCAGCGAUGCAGCCCAUCUGCUCUACUUCCUCAUGAAGAGUAACUUUGACUACACAGGUCGCAAAUCCUUUGUCCGAACGCACUUACAGGUGGUGAUUGCUGUUAGUCAGUUGAUAGCUGAUGUCAUUGGUAUAGGAAGUACACGCUUCCAACAGUCUCUGUCAAUAAUCAACAAUUGUGCCAAUAGUGACAAAACUAUUAAGAACACAGCUUUCCCAUCAGAUGUGAAGGACCUAACCAAACGAAUCAGAACAGUGUUGAUGGCUACGGCUCAGAUGAAGGAGCAUGAGAGGGACCCGGAGAUGCUGGUGGAUCUGCAGUACAGCCUGGCCAAGUCCUACGCCAGCACCCCUGAGCUGCGCAAGACCUGGCUGGACAGCAUGGCUCGAAUCCAUGUGAAGAAUGGAGACCUGUCUGAGGCAGCCAUGUGUUAUGUGCAUGUUGCAGCACUUGUGGCAGAAUACCUCCGUAGAAAAGGGAUGUUCAAGCAGGGCUGCUCAGCUUUCCGUGUUGUGACCCCAAACAUCGAUGAGGAAGCAGCGAUGAUGGAGGAUGUCGGCAUGCAAGAUGUCCACUUCAAUGAGGAUGUCCUAAUGGAGCUGUUAGAGGAGUGUGCAGAUGGACUAUGGAAAGCUGAACGUUACGAGCUCAUCUCUGACAUCUACAAGCUCAUAAUCCCCAUUUAUGAGAAGCGCAGGGACUUUGAGAAACUGGCCCACUUGUAUGACACACUGCACCGUGCAUACAGUAAAGUGACAGAGGUCAUGCAUACAGGCAAAAGACUGCUGGGAACCUACUUCAGAGUGGCAUUCUUUGGUCAGGCAGCGCAGUACCAGUUUACUGAUUCAGAGGCGGAGGGCUUCUUCGAGGAUGAGGAUGGUAAGGAAUACAUCUACAAAGAACCCAAAUUCACCCCCCUGUCGGAGAUCUCUCAACGGCUCCUCAAGUUAUACUCAGACAAGUUUGGACAGGAGAAUGUGAAGAUGAUUCAGGACUCUGGGAGGAUUAAUCCCAAAGAUCUUGACUCUAAGUAUGCAUACAUCCAAGUGACACAUGUGACCCCUUACCUGGAUGAGAAGGAGCUGACAGACAGGAAGACAGACUUUGAAAAGAGCCACAAUAUACGUCGAUUUGUGUUUGAGAUGCCUUUUACCAUCUCAGGGAAGAGGCAAGGCGGUGUGGAGGAGCAGUGUAAGCGCAGGACAAUACUAACAACCACGCAUUGUUUCCCCUAUGUAAAGAAACGUAUCGCAGUGAUGUAUCAGCACCACACUGACCUGAGCCCCAUCGAGGUUGCCAUCGAUGAAAUGAGCAAAAAGGUGGCUGAGAUCAAACAGCUCUGCUCGUCCAGUGAAGUGGACAUGAUACGUCUGCAGCUCAAACUGCAGGGAAGCAUCAGUGUCCAGGUAAAUGCAGGGCCACUUGCAUACGCUCGUGCUUUUCUGGAUGAUGCAAGCGCCAAGAAAUAUCCUGAUAACAAAGUCAAACAACUGAAGGAGGUCUUCAGGCAUUUUGUGGAGGCAUGCGGCCAUGGUUUGGGUAUUAAUGAAAGACUGAUUAAAGAGGAUCAACAGGAGUACCAUGAUGAGAUGAAAGCCAACUAUCGAGACUUGGCCAGAGAGCUGUCCAUCAUCAUGCACGAGCAAAUCAGUCCUGUGGAAGAUGGCAUGAAGAGCGUUCUUCCAGACUCGCUUCACAUCUUUAAUGCCAUCAGCGGCACGCCAACAAGUACCACCAUCCAGGGCAUCCCUAGCUCCUCCUCUGUGGUAUGAUGCUAGCCAGGGUUAGCCUCGACCUCUGCGCCCUCCAUACUUGCCAACCGGGCAUGCCAGCGAUGCCAUAUGUAAACCCAAUCCUGCUUUUCUGCAGUCAUCUUAGAGGGAAUCUGACAAAAGCGCAGACAGCUCCGGCCACCUCUUAUCCUUAAAGUUGCAUUUUGGCGUCUUUAUUAGGCUGCAACAAAAGCACUGGACUUUUUUUUAUGUAAACACACAGCAUGAUAACUGUGGUGGGUGAAGCCAAUUGAAUAUUUUGGUGACAGUUUGGAGGUGAAUCAGCAGGAGAUGGAGCUGCACAGGAAACAUGACAGGACGCAGACUUAAGACAUGUCCCUUCACCUGUUUCUACCUGAAAAGACUGGGUAGUGUUCGUCCUGUGGGGAUCUUUAAUAUGCAUGUCAUUACAUCACAACUACCGCCCUUCUAAUUGUUUUUUUUUUAAUUUGAUAAUGUGUCACAUUGUGUUUUAUAUGUACAGUAUUCCACUUUUAUAAACCACUGUAUUGAUUUUUUUUUUAAAAAGUAUAUGCUGCAUACAUUGAUGCUCAUCUCCCUGUACAUGGUGUUAUAUUUCUACAAAAAUAAACAGUCCCUCCUUUGACUCAUGUUAGCAUUCAGACUUAAUCACUUCAAUGUCUUAGAGCGGGAGACUUUUGAAAUAUUUAAAGCCAUUGCAUACAAGAAGUAUAUUCCUUGUUGUUUAUUAAUGUAUAUACAAAGGAGUGCGUGCAAUAUUUGCAAAGUAUCUUGCUGUGUGGGGGCUCAUACACUGUAUAGAUGAUGUUCACCUUUUUGCCAAAGCGAUGAGGUGUGGAACCAGACACUACACCUACUGUGGAAGUAAUAUGAAGCUUUUACCAUUUUAGUGUUCAAUGAAAUGUUCAAAAAUUGUUUUAUAUUUGGGGCAGCGAUGUUUUUUUUGUUUUGUUUUUUUUUUUUUAAUUUAACAUAAAGUCACUGUUCUGCUGUAAACAGAAAUGUUCCCUAAUGCUUUUCUUUUAAAUAAAAUACACCAACUCUC
Messenger RNA from Sphaeramia orbicularis (orbiculate cardinalfish), 7839 nucleotides. RefSeq names its product dedicator of cytokinesis protein 9. The transcript has 56 exons. Gene Ontology annotation, molecular function: guanyl-nucleotide exchange factor activity. Gene Ontology annotation, biological process: positive regulation of GTPase activity; small GTPase-mediated signal transduction. The record is from RefSeq and is a predicted model, not a curated record. Bases 306 to 6812 code for a protein of 2168 amino acids. NCBI's taxonomy places the organism in Eukaryota, Metazoa, Chordata, Actinopteri, Kurtiformes, Apogonidae.